GAGAUGUGUACUUCCUUUUAUACUAGUGUUACUUGCAAGUCCAUCCCACCAGCACAUGAAUGGCCCUCAAUUCCAAAAACGGUGUUCCUCUGACAGGCCUUCUCUGCAGAAACCCACAAUGAGCUGUGAUAGUGGACUGGUGGAGAGGAACGUUGCUGGAGAAGGUGAAACAGGUCAGGCUAGUGUCAGUGAUGACCGAGCCCCUCCGAGGGAUUGGAUGUGGGCGUGAAGGUGAAUGACUCCCACUAUUGUCUCAGCCAGCUGACCUUGCCAGGCUAACCUCAAUGAGUGUUUGGCUCUUUUACCACUUCGGCGACCCAGCCGACCCAGAGGGGAUGUGGGACAGUGGGGCCAUGGAUCCACCUGAAGAGGAGGGCCGCACCUUCAUGCAGGUUCUCAGCGAGAAGUACAGCCCGGAGAACUUCCCGUACCGCCGAGGGCCUGGCAUGGGUGUGGUGGUAGUGCCAACUCUCCCACAGGGCUCGCCCAUGAAAGAUCGUUUGAACCUUCCCAGUGUGCUCGUCCUGGCUGGCUGUGGAAUCAGCCAUGCGGGAGAGCAGAGAGAGAUCGCAGCCUUCUGUGCCCACGUGAUGGAGCUCGACCUGUCCCACAACAAGCUCCAGGACUGGCAUGAGAUCAGUAAGAUUGUAUCAAACAUCCCCAACCUGGACUUCCUCAACCUGAGCUCCAACCCGCUAAGUGAGGUUGUCUUGGAGCCUAGCGGUGCUAAGGCCUUUGCCCGAGUCCGACGCCUGGUACUCAACAACACUCAAGUGUCCUGGAACACGGUGCUCGUACUAACACGGGAGAUGCCUGAGCUGGAGGAGCUGUUCCUGUGCCUUAAUGAGUACACCACCGUGUCAGCCUCUACUGUGCCCUGCCCCACACUGCGCCUGCUGCACAUCACCGACAACAACCUGCAGGACUGGGCCGAGGUGCGCAAGAUUGGCCCCAUGUUCCCCGGCCUGGAAACUCUGGUCAUGUCCAACUGCAACCUGAGCUCCAUUCAGGACUCGGAAGACAUGCUGCGGCACCUCUUCCCCAACCUACGCAGCAUCAAUCUGUCCAACUCAGGUGUUAACCAAUGGGAGGACAUAGAGAAGCUGAACCAGUUUCCUAAACUGGAAGAUGUGAGGCUGCAGGGGAUUCCUUUACUGCAGACCUAUACCAACACAGAGCGCCGGAGCCUCAUGGUCUCACACCUGCCCUCUGUAUCAUCACUCAAUGGCAGUGUGGUGACGGACGGGGAGAGAGAGGACUCCGAGAGGUUCUUCAUCCGUUACCAUGUAGACUACCCAGAGGAGGAGCUUCCUUACAGGUACCACUGCCUGGUGACCAAAUACGGGAAGCUGGAACCCUUGGCUGAGAUCGACCUUCGACCCCGCUGCCACGCCAAGGUGGAGGUGCACUGCGAGGACAAGGUGGAGGAGGUGAGUAUCCGCCUGGACCAGACUGUGGCCGAGCUGAAGAAACAGCUGAGGACAGUGGUGCAGCUGUCGGCCAAUCAGAUGCGUCUUUACUACAUCGACAAGGAGAGUGUAUUUGGGCCGGAGGAGAUGAAGUACCACACCAGAGCCCUCCACUCCUACAGUAUCCAGGACGGGGACGAACUCCUGGUGGUGCCUAAGGCUGGCCGAGGGACUACUACCACUGUCAAACCACUAUCAAACCUUAACUCCAAAACCUUAACUCCCCCACCAUAGAAAUAUAAUUACUAGAUCGUCCACCUAUCAUGGCACAUUGACUUGAAUGGGGAUGCAGUUCUAGUAAUUACAUUUCUAUGCUCAUACCCUUCCCCAUCCUAAUCUUGUCUGAAGAAUUCCCUGCACCCCUCCUUAUGCCCAUCCUAUGUUCUACAUUCAGUGUGGGACACACUAUCAGGAAUAACAGCGACUCUGACUCUGAUUCUGACUGGCUUUGUUGUGUUUCACCUCACUGCACCACACAUGCACACACACCAACUAAUCACAACAAAUGUGUCUUGUAUGCUGCCCUCUAAAGCUGUGCAUAUUAUGUGUGGCUGAGUCCCCUCUUCGUAUUGGUGUAACACCUCUGCCCUUGACUCCUAAAAAGUCUAUAUUCGGGGGAGGAGAACAGGAGAUAUUGCAGAGUACAACCAGUGUAUCUUUAAGACAAUCAAUCUCCCAUUGCAUACCCUGUGGUAUACAGAGGAUGUUGAUGAAAGGAUAUGUAUACUGCUGUGCCACAGACAGUGUUUUGAGUGUACUAGGUUGAUUGUACUGUAGCUAACUGAAGUCUUCAUUGCUCUGUGUUAUUCCACUUCCUUAUAAGACCAAGCCAUAGUUUUAGUUAUUCUAAGUUUAGUUCAGUAAGAUUAGUAUUUUUGGAGUUUUCAAAUUGGCUUUCUUUGGCCAGUUGUACCCUAGUGUUUUUAGGAUAUUGAUGCCUCUGACUGAAAUAACUGAUGUACCAUAUAGUGCUGCAUGAGAAUGUCCUUUGCUAAGUAUGUUUUUAUGUAGUUUGUGUUCAGGUUUUUGCAUUUGGGUGGAUCCUUCCACUGUCUGGGACUGUCCGUACAUGUUAGGCCUAGAUUACGUUUUAACACCUACUGACACGUUUGCUUCUGUGCCAGAGCCACAGUAUCUUAGGGAUAUUGCAGACAGAGACUUUGUGUGUUCACCAAAGAUUUGUAUGAACUGUGUACUAUUCAUUGCAUUGUUGAUGCAUUUUCCUUGUGUGUAAAGAGGCUCAUGCUUGGUGUUAUUUUUGUCAUCGUGAGGGCAAAGGUCGCUAGGUCAAUAGCUGUUGUCUGGGACAGUAGAACUAAGGCAUUGCUUGGUACUUCACAGCUGAGGUGCACCGCCACUUUAAAUCCCAAUUUACAGGCUGCUCAUUUCCCUAUUGUAUCUUCAUUUACAUAAUAUGUUGUAUUAUGUCAUUGUCAGAUUUGGAAGACAGUAAAGUAUUGGAAGAUGCACUUAACAGAGCUAGAUCUCUCAAAAUAUUGGAAAUUAGACCAUAGCAACAUAUUUCAUACCACUUGUUGUAUUUAUUUUGUCAUUACUUCACAACAUAGUAAUAAGCAUUAAGGGUCCAUUAUUUUCGGUAGGCCUUAUCUUUCUCUGUGGCUUAGAUGGCUACUUGGUCUACUCUAGACAGCGUCCCUUGGUUAGUGAACCCAUGUUUUAAAUGUAGUCAGUAUGCACUGGCAGGCACACUAAUGCAUUAAUGUUAAUAUUGAGAGUGGCACUGUAUAAAGGGGUAAAGAUUUAAUCAAAUAUAAAGGAAUAAAACAUUCAUCUGAAUCUGUAGCCGUGGCUCCAUGUACAUUCAGAUAAUAGCAUAGCCUAGAUGUAAUGGCUUCCCUUGGUUUCUGAAAUAAUGUUUUAGUGUAGGCACCACUGCUAACAAAGUGUGAAAAUUGAGAGUGGUACAGUAAUUAAAGGAAAAUUGAAUCAGCUAUGCGACAGUCAUCUGAGCCUGUAACCAUUGCUCCCUGAACUACCAGUUCUUACUGCAAUGUUUCCUUUUAUUUCAGUUUCAUCAGCAUAAACAUAGCACAUUUAAGGAUUCUGAAUCAAGUUAUCAACCUAUAUCUGCUAGAGCUUGACAUGUUUGAAGUGCAGAAAUGUGUAAUUAAUUUGUAUUUAUAAUGUUUAUUUAUAAUAUCUAUUUAUUUAUUUUUGUGUGAUAUGCUUUCCCUAGUUGUCAGCACACACUGAAUUGAUGCACUAGUUAUGUUCAAGAUCAGUAUAUUUUAGUGUGAAGGAUCUGUUUGGCAUCUAUUCCAGGUCAACACCUCACUCUAGUCUGGGUUUAAUAGCCAAUGCUUUAUAAUUCAUUCAUGUGUUAUUUGUUCUGGAGUAGUACAAAUAUGUAUAGUUGUUGUGGGUUAGUGCCUAUCCUGAACCUCAAAUGAUUUAUAAAGCCAUUAUGCAGCUCCACAAUAAUCAGGUACAGUAUAUACUGUAUAUAUCUCCUGCUGUUCUGUUGUAGGUAUGAAUCCUUCUGCUUAUUCAACCUAACCUAGUGUAUUCUCAUCAUUGUGUAAAAUGUGGGAAGAAGAAAGGGAUACUAAAGUAAUGUACCACUUACUGUUUUAUUGAAGGGAAUGGGUUUACAUGUGGCAAAAUAAUCUGAGCAUUUCAGCCAUUGCAGGCUAGGUAAACCGGGCAGCUAGCUACAUCGAAAUUAGCAUGAUUCUAAACACCUGAUAUAUGUGUGUUCCAUGGGUUCAACCAGUAUAGAGACUGUUUUCUGAUUGGCUGCCUCCUGGAUGUAACAAUGCUGUCUAAAUGUGCUUACUACAGUAUAUGCAAAUGUUUAGAAAAGGUAUAUAUCUGUGUGGCAUAAAUAUAAUGAUGGCUGUAUGAGUUUAUAUGAUCGAAUGCCAUUUAAAUUGCAGAUAAGCAGACUGAUGUAUUUCCUCUGAACUCCAUAUUACUCACCUGUGUAGAGAAAGAUGCAUACAAUGUAAUAAUAAAUAGUAGUCUUCUUU
Molecule: messenger RNA, 4459 nt
Organism: Coregonus clupeaformis (lake whitefish)
Lineage: Eukaryota; Metazoa; Chordata; Actinopteri; Salmoniformes; Salmonidae
Product: tubulin-specific chaperone cofactor E-like protein
Exons: 8
Coding region: 285-1703 (472 amino acids)
Biological process (GO): protein folding
Molecular function (GO): alpha-tubulin binding
Source: RefSeq, a predicted model, not a curated record